AGUCUACUUCUGAAAGGUGCUAUAUAAAUGGAAUUAUUAUUAUCCGUUAUUGUAAAUCCAACGUCUGGGGGAAGGUGUGCGCGCCACCGCACCUGACCUCGAACCACGUGACACAAACAAACAGUCGUGACGUCACGAGGCGCGGAUCGAGCCACACCUCCCACAUCCACCAACUGGGUGUAAUGAUCCCGCUGCUGCUCGCAGUGCGACUUGAUUCCCCGCGAUCACGGAUGAAGACAGAACGUUUUUUUGUUUCGAUUAUUGUUUUGUUUAGAAACGCACGCAUCCACUCUACUCUGCGUAAAUGGCCGAUGCGUAACAGUCCCGGGAAACGUAUUUGCCACGAGUCCAAGAACCACAUCAAAUAUCACAUUCCCUUCUAAGUGCAAAAGGCAAAAAAAUUAAAAUGAAUGAAAAAAAAGGAUCGCGGCGAAAAAUUGCAAGUUGUCAUCAUCGGCUUCUCUCGGCCGUGUUCGUCGGUGGAUGAUGGUUUUGUGUGACAUCAUCGUCCGGACGCGCGUCGUGUCCUCUCACGAACUUCUCCCGGUCCCUCGUCGCGACUGUGUGUGUGUGUGUGUCUGUCUGUCUGUCUGUGUGUGUGUGUGUGUGUGUGUGUCUGUGCGCGCGCGCCAUUACGCAACAACCCCCCGCCUGUCCUGCGCUCGCCGCGCGCGCCACAACCGGAUCAGCGUCUCUCUCCAGUGGGUCCGUCUCCGGUGCUGCAGCCGAACCCGACGCCGAGCGAGCUCUCAGCAGGCAAGUCUGUCUCGUGACUUCAGCCAGUCGCCAUGGGGAAGGAGAAACUCCACAUCAACAUUGUCGUGAUCGGCCACGUGGACUCGGGCAAGUCCACCACCACGGGCCACCUCAUCUACAAGUGCGGCGGCAUCGACAAGAGGACCAUCGAGAAGUUCGAAAAGGAAGCCGCGGAGAUGGGGAAGGGGUCGUUCAAGUACGCCUGGGUGCUGGACAAGCUGAAGGCGGAGCGGGAGCGUGGCAUCACCAUCGACAUCUCGCUGUGGAAGUUCGAAACCAGCAAGUACUACGUGACCAUCAUCGACGCGCCGGGUCACAGGGACUUCAUCAAGAACAUGAUCACCGGGACCUCGCAGGCAGAUUGCGCCGUGCUGAUUGUGGCGGCCGGCGUCGGAGAGUUCGAGGCGGGCAUCUCCAAGAACGGACAAACCCGCGAGCACGCGCUCCUGGCCUACACGCUGGGAGUGAAGCAGCUCAUCGUCGGCAUCAACAAGAUGGACUCCACCGAGCCGAACUACAGCCAGAAACGCUACGAGGAGAUUGUGAAGGAAGUGAGCACCUACAUCAAGAAGAUCGGCUACAAUCCGGACACCGUCGCCUUUGUGCCCAUCUCGGGCUGGAAUGGAGACAACAUGCUCGAGCCCAGCCCAAAUAUGACUUGGUUUAAGGGGUGGAAGAUCAAUAGGAAAGAAGGCAAUGCAUCGGGGACCACUCUUCUGGAGGCCCUGGAUGCUAUCCAGCCUCCCACCCGUCCAACGGACAAACCUCUACGGUUGCCCCUGCAGGAUGUCUACAAGAUAGGAGGUAUUGGAACAGUGCCCGUAGGCCGCGUGGAAACAGGCGUACUCAAGUCCGGCAUGGUCGUGACUUUUGCCCCCGUCAAUGUGACUACAGAGGUGAAGUCCGUGGAGAUGCACCACGAGGCCCUGACCGAAGCCCUCCCCGGCGACAACGUGGGCUUCAACGUCAAGAACGUGUCCGUCAAGGACAUUCGCCGCGGCAAUGUGGCCGGCGACAGCAAGAAUGACCCGCCGCAGGAGGCGGCCAACUUCACUGCUCAGGUGAUCAUCCUUAACCACCCUGGCCAGAUCAGUGCUGGUUAUGCUCCAGUGCUGGACUGUCACACCGCCCACAUCGCCUGCAAGUUUGCCGAGCUCAAGGAGAAGAUUGAUCGCCGGUCUGGCAAGAAGCUGGAGGACAACCCCAAAUCCCUCAAGUCCGGAGACGCUGCCAUCGUGGAUAUGGUUCCUGGCAAGCCCAUGUGCGUUGAGAGCUUCUCCGAGUACCCUCCACUGGGUCGUUUCGCGGUGCGCGACAUGCGGCAAACUGUGGCGGUCGGCGUGAUUAAGGGUGUGGAGAAGAAGGCCUCCACCGCCGGCAAAGUCACCAAGUCUGCCCAGAAGGCCCAGAGGACCAAAUGAAUGUUGUGCUACGCUGCCGACCCCAAGGUCUCCCAGGGCAGGACAUCGUUCAUCCGACUCCAUCCCACAAUUGGCUGCUUCAACUUAAUAAUCAAAGACUGGUUAAUCAUCACAAUGCAUCGCAAAAGUAUUCGGAGGAAAGAAGAACAUUUAGCUCUUCAGUCCUUCAGGCGGUACUCCUGACUGCAUUUCAAUGAACAGAUUACCAUAACAUACAAUGUUACAUCGAACUAAUAGUUUUAAAUGUGCACUUUUGAUUUGGUUCAUGACGAUACCUUUCUGUGAUACUGACAAUAAGAGGUACUGUAUAUUUAUCACAUCCCGCGCGCUCUGGAUUGCAGCUGCUGGUCCCUUAACAUGGUACACGUUGUCUUCCUUUUAGUGUUUGUUUGCAACCGUGCGGUGCUCCGUAGUAGCCUGUGGCAAGAAGUUAAAACUACGUUCUUCUGAGUAAUACAGUAGUAGAUAAGUAGAACUUAGGGAUUUGUUGUGUUUAAGCUUUGAAAAAAAAAAAAAAAAAAAACACUUAAAAUUAACAAAUGGUCCAAAUUAGUCUUUCCCAGUGGACUCCGAGUAGACCACCUUUUGAUUCCUGAAGCACUUUGAUUGGCGUUUUUGCUAACUUUGCACUUGCACUGGAGGAGCUUAAAUUGGUCUAAGCUACUGCACCUUACUGUAAGAUGGCAUGAGCCUCUUUGCAACAUUAAACAUGGUUCAACCAAAA
Molecule: messenger RNA, 2901 nt
Organism: Scophthalmus maximus (turbot)
Lineage: Eukaryota; Metazoa; Chordata; Actinopteri; Pleuronectiformes; Scophthalmidae
Gene: eef1a1a
Product: eukaryotic translation elongation factor 1 alpha 1a
Exons: 8
Coding region: 789-2177 (462 amino acids)
Biological process (GO): translational elongation; translation
Molecular function (GO): GTP binding; translation elongation factor activity; GTPase activity
Source: RefSeq, a predicted model, not a curated record